Molecule: messenger RNA, 294 nt
Organism: Rangifer tarandus platyrhynchus (Svalbard reindeer)
Lineage: Eukaryota; Metazoa; Chordata; Mammalia; Artiodactyla; Cervidae
Source: the annotation of a GenBank genome assembly
AUGGCAUCUGUAAACAGAAAGAGUGAAAUAAUUAAAAAACUUAAAACAGACAAAUGUCUCCUGGAGGACAUAAAUGAAAGGCGAGAAUCCAACUGCCUGGUGGAAAGAAGCAAUCAAGUCAGCUUAUUGAGAGUUCAAAAGAGGCAUUUCCACAGUGCCUACAAGUCCCUUACUCAUGAUCAGGUCAAAGAAAUUGUUCCUGACAGUGACAGGAGCUCUUGGGUCAAACUGAGUCUCUUCGUUCACAAGGAGAAAAGGCACUUUCCACCAAAAAAUAAUGCCAUAUUUGGAUAA